UAACCAACCCCUAAAAAUAUACCCAAAACGGCAUAAAAAACUCAACAAAUCAAAUACUUUUUGUAAUGCAAAAAGUGCAACUGCCAGCCAGUCCCCCCACACCCUCAUGUUAAGAAAGUGAAAUUUCACGCACACACAUAUAUAUAAAAAGGAAAAAGAGAGGAAAGUGCAAAUAAAUAUUCAAGUGUAAAUUCUUAACAGCAGUGUUUAAAUCAUAAAGCGACAAUAUUUUCAUCGUCAACAACUACAACAACAGCAACACAAUGGGUACGAAAUCGCCUGGUGGACCGCAACGUUGUCGGCUGAUAUUACAGCGCUGUCUCGCCAUACAGCUGAGCAAACCCGGUCAUACCCCGGAGGAUUUUUGGAUGUACGAUUCGGGUUAUAUGAUCUUUCAGAAUUUUCUCGCCGCCAACGCGCAAUGUUGGUGGAAUGCACCACUCACCGCCGCAACACGUGCGCUCAAAUAUGCCGGUCAUGUGGCGCCCGGCAUGCUAUUGGUGACAGCCGAACCAUGCGCACUGGAAGUGCUACGCGGCGCCUAUGCGCGUAGCGUGCUGAAACCGCCGGCGACUUAUGUCAUCAGCUCAGUCGGUGACAUCGAUGACUGCAUCGUAACACCGACCGUGCAAGGACAAUUUACCCCACUGCCUGAGGCGCUCUGCGAUGUCAUUAUGGACCUUACCGCAGAGGGACACUCGGCCACCAUCGAGAAUGUGCGCAUCAAGCUGAGCAUACGAUUUCCGCAUAUGACACCGCCAGCCACCGAAGUUAUCUACGAUACGCUGGCACAAUUGAUGCAGGAACAGAAGAUAUAUCAAACCGCAAAGGGUUACUUCAUCUUCACACCGGAACGUCGCCGCAGCCGUUCGAGACCGCGUGCCAUGCGCAAUGGUUAUCAGGAUUUUGAAGAAACCGAUGAAAUACCUCAGGAGGCGCGCACAAUGCUCAUGACCAAUGCGGAAGCGCUUCACUCAUUAUACGGUGAAAUCUCCACMGAACGCGAUGGCGAUCUAACGCAUCAAUGCAUACAAACCAAUUUGGCCGAUGUCAUUUGCGGCGGUAAUCCAAAUGACAAAAUACUUUAUCCGCGCGCCGCCAAAAGACGCAGCGCCUCAUUCCCAACACCGCGCAGCCUGGAGAGGCGGCAUAGUCUGCGUUUAUUCGGUUCMUCAAAGCGACUGCAGCGUUGCGCGUCAACACGAAGCCUCUCAAAGACAUACGCACAAACUUUAGCCACRGACAGUAGCAGCUCGGAGUACCAAAGCACAGAUUCUUCGUCACCAAAAAAGGGAUCUUUGCUAUCGCGCCUCUUCCGACGUAGUGGACGCGCCAAACAACGUCAAAUCGAAACAUAUUCAGCCCAGUUCCCGCCUGCCGAGUGGUUUAAUUCUCGUGCGGUGCAUUUACACAGUGUAGGCACGCAAACAGCCGAUCACGACAUGCCGGUGGCGCAUACGCUCUCCAAUUCCACAUUCUACGAUGGUUCGGAGUUGAGUCAACGUUCACUGACAYUGCCACGCCGACAUCGACGACACAUGUCCAGCGACUCGACCUUCCUUAUAUCGUCGCGCGAUUGUUCGCCCAUACGCCGACGUUCGCCCGUCUACUGCAGCAGUUCACUGCCACGUUCCACACAAUCGAUACCGGCUACAGCUAGCGGUACAACGAACAUGACCAUCGCACCGACGUCAGCGACCAAAACGAAUCACUCCACCGCGACGCUGUCACGUCUCUCGGCGCCAAAUCAUACAACAACAGCAAGUGCUGUUGCCGCCGCCGUUGCAGCGAACGCACAGAAAUCAUCCUCAAAGAGUGUUAUCGGCAAGCAUAUAUUCGAACAGUCGCCAUCGCGUACCAGCGGUACCCUUAAAGCRUCGGCGACGAAACGACAGUCGGAUAAUAUAAUAAUUAACGGUUACGCCAGCAAUUUGGAUAGCGGUAAGGUGAGCUAUCGCAGCGUACAAAGCGGUCCGUCUAGUUUGGAGUCGGGCAAAGCCUCGUCCAUGCUUACCUCGGGACCGUCAAGUAUCGACAGCGGUAAGGUGUCAUUCAGCAAAACCAGUGGUCAUUCUAGUCUUGACUCGCAGUGUUCGACCAAUACGGCGGUGGUGCAACCAAGUCCAGCCCGAUCGAUACUAGUAUUGAAUGGUUCACCGCGCGGCACACCGCGUCAUCAGGCAAUGCGUGCACGCGCCGCCGAACAGACGCAACGGCAACGUGCCUCGACGCCAUCGCGCAUACUCGAGGAAAUCACCAAUCAACAAAAGCCGGCGCCAGGCCGCACCACCAGCAACACCGGCGGACAAUCCUAUUAUAACGGCAUACCGAAUUCGAAUUCGAACAACUCGAUCACACUGCAGGUGACCACUUCCAAUGGCAGUCAAAGUAGCAUACCAAGCACGAAGAUUUAUGUGCAGAACUCACCAGCGCGUAGCGUUAUAACGUUGGAGAAUGGCAAACUGAUGGAGAAUUCGAAUGUCUAUAUCAUCAAUAAUGAGACGACGACCAAUGAGAAGGGCGAGAUCAUUAAGAAGACGCUCUCGAAGCAGGAAACCGCGCCAAUGCGAAGUCAGCAGCAACAAAAGGAGCAACAGAAACGAAAUUACGCACAGACGCAUGCGCAAACGCACAACCAAACAAAGUCAAUGCAACAGCAGCAGAAUCAGCAACAACAACAGCAGCAAUCAGCAGUUAUACAACAAAUUUACAAAGACAAUUCGAUUAGCGAGAACGAGGCGAACUCCGAAACUUGCGACUCCAUUUCGUUUAUCAGCGAAACAUCACCCGACAAUUUGGAUACGCUCAGCUCCACGGAGGUGAUUGACAACUCGAAAUUCACGAAGAAUAUCAACAACGACGCCACCAUGAAUAACAGCCGUAAGCUCUGCUUACAACUGCCGCAACACGGCUCCAGCAAUAUUGUCUACAAAAACAAUGUGCUGAAAAACGAAUCGAAUCCGAACUCGCCCAGCGGCGAGAAGACGCUCGCAAUGGCGGCACUCGCAGCCAAACAAGAUUUCGAAAUCGCCGGUUCAGUUGGCAAUUUACGCUUCUACGAGAAGAAYACGAAGGACACAACGCACGCGAAAUUAAUGAACUCGCAUUGUGAUUUGAAGAAUCUCAAUCGUUACGAGUCUUCGGGUAAUCUGCAGAAGACCGGCAAUAUACUGCAAUCGAAUCCAGCCAUCAAUAGUGACGAUCUGGCRCAUAUAUUGCAGAAGAAUAUAAUUGCCGUUGGCAGCGAGCCGAAUUUAGCUUUAAAGGACAAUAACUGCAGCAACGCGAGUGACAAGUCCGUCGAGAAGGAGGCGCUCGAUCGGCGCUUCAGCUUAUCGAAAGACCCCAACGGUCCGGUCAGCGCCACAGCRACCGGCAAUGAAGACCUCUACAACUUCCCCAGUCUAACGGAUUUGUCCUUUAAUUUUACCUCAUUGGCGGCGCAGAAAAUUCUACAGGGUGUCAGCCUGAACAGCAUCGAUACGUUGGUGGAGCUGAACAUGGCGGCUGCCRCUGCGGCGAACAAGGAGAAACAACAGAAUAAUCAACCYACGCCGGUGCGUACCGACUAUGGCAUGGUGUAGCRGCUUGAUUGAUAGGCAACAAWCGGARUACAAUGAGACGCUUGCGUUGACGCGUCGAAAUGAGCAUAGGUCAAUUGAGUGGGGAGAAGAGUGUGAUGUCGGUGGCUUUUUAGGGGGCAAUGCRGAAGACACGCAUGGUCAGUGGAAUGGCACACAACUUCAACUAACUAAAUACUACUAAUAAUUACUACUAAAAACAAGAAUUGAAACCGAGCAAAGGUAUUUUCUACCCGCAUUUUAGAAAACCGAAACGGAACCGGAAUAGACACUGUUCUUAGUCCUCCAGUAAAUUGUUCCAAUACCGUAGGUAAAGUGACGCUUUUUGAGUUAGUUUGUGCGACCUCUCAAAUUUUCUUGAAAAAAAACUUCUUAACCUCAAAAAAUUAUUUCUCCCUUCUUGUAAAAAUCUUAACCUCAAAAAAAUKUAUAAGUUUUCAAGUCAGACAUGAAUAUUUUGUUUGAAUUUAUUAAAUAUUGAGAGGUAAUUUCUCGUUCCAAAAACAGUCACGGCAAAGUUACCAAAACAAACCCAAGUUUAUAUCCGCUCAAGAAUAUACCCUCAAGCUAAGCAUCCUAAUAAAAAUUUCAAUAAUUUUUCGACACAAUCAGACUAAUAUUCUGCAAAUUUUUUACAGCCUUUAACCCAGCUUUGCUUCUAUAUGGUUCUUUAUUAAAGAAUAACUGCUGGUACCAUUAGCACCCGAAAAUAUAAGUAUUGUCGGGCAUAAUAUCGGACCCGAAGAUGACCACGCUUGGGGUUCAAAUAAGUCGAUCUGCAUUCUCAGCUCUUUAAACCAUAUUUAUACGGCGAUCUUUGCUUGUAAAGCAGAUCGCUAAUUAGAAAUUUCAUCGGCACUAGCAAAAAUGCUAGAAAGAACGAAAACCUGUUAUUCAAUAAGUCGAGAUUUAGGUGUACACAUAUAUUUAACGACUUGGCAGUAUAUGUUAUCUGAGAACAGAAAUGUUUUUAUCACAGAAAAGCCUGAUUUUGUUUAGGUUAAGCUCAAAGCCCCUGAGACGUUAAAGAUGGUAGUUUAGCUAGUGAGCUACUGGCAGAAGGAAACAAAGUUGAGUGCAACAAAAUACUCUGAGAAGUCGCAAAGAGUGGAAGCUUCUGUUCUCCAGCCCGUUAUGGAUUCUGUGUGGGACAAUGAUUGCAUUCAGAAAACCACGUCCYUCUUGCGAAUAUCUUACUUACAUACAAAUAUGGUGAUAGUCAGGCACAUCACUACAGGAAGACCUUGUUACAAGUUCCUAAAAUAAUAUUAGAUUACUUUUUGAACGGUGUUCGACCAGUUUUUAAACAUUUCUUCAUAUCAUUUUUUUUUAAUAUAAUAUUUUUUUUUUUGCAAAAAAGGAUUCUGAUAAAAGUUCUGCCAGUUAGUUUUGCCACUCUCUCAGAAUUUGUCACUUUACCAAAAAUGAAAAUGAAAAAAUAUAUAUAAAAAAAUAUUUGAAAUCAAUAGAAUAAUGCAAUUAUUACGAUUUAAAACAUCAUCAAAAGUUGUUCGAAAAAAUUUCUCUAAACAACUAUGGUCUAUUACAAGCGAUACUCUCUAAUAUUCCUCCAAAAUGUGUACUCGCCAACAACGUCGAUGAAUAGUAAACUUUAGACUGUUUGUAACGGAUAACAAUACUGAGCACUAACCAAAUAGAUACAUACAUACAUAUAUGUUAGAUAAACAACAAAAAAAAA
Molecule: messenger RNA, 5280 nt
Organism: Bactrocera latifrons
Lineage: Eukaryota; Metazoa; Arthropoda; Insecta; Diptera; Tephritidae
Gene: knockout
Product: probable serine/threonine-protein kinase DDB_G0267686
Exons: 7
Coding region: 264-3584 (1106 amino acids)
Biological process (GO): positive regulation of transcription by RNA polymerase II
Cellular component (GO): nucleus; cytoplasm
Molecular function (GO): RNA polymerase II transcription regulatory region sequence-specific DNA binding; DNA-binding transcription activator activity, RNA polymerase II-specific
Source: RefSeq, a predicted model, not a curated record